Molecule: messenger RNA, 2121 nt
Organism: Malaya genurostris
Lineage: Eukaryota; Metazoa; Arthropoda; Insecta; Diptera; Culicidae
Gene: CCT3
Product: T-complex protein 1 subunit gamma
Exons: 3
Coding region: 110-1750 (546 amino acids)
Biological process (GO): protein folding
Cellular component (GO): chaperonin-containing T-complex
Molecular function (GO): ATP-dependent protein folding chaperone; ATP binding; ATP hydrolysis activity
Source: RefSeq, a predicted model, not a curated record
AUAGCUGUCAAACCUUUCUGUUCAGCACAGUAGUCUUGUUUUUCGUGCUCUCGUGCUUCUGGUGUGAAAAUUGCAAACGUGAUCUGCGUUCCUCAAAGUUUAUUCUAAAAUGUACGGACCUCAGCAGCCUAUUCUAGUUCUAAGUCAGAACACAAAGCGAGACAGCGGUCGAAAAGUGCAGCUGGAGAAUAUUAACGCCGGCAAGACCAUCGCCGACUUAAUUCGCACAUGUUUGGGACCACAAGCCAUGUUGAAAAUGCUUAUGGAUCCGAUGGGUGGCAUUGUGAUGACCAACGAUGGAAAUGCUAUCCUGCGCGAAAUAACGGUGCAACACCCAGCUGCAAAGAGUAUGAUCGAAAUCGCCAGAACACAGGACGAAGAAGUUGGUGACGGAACUACCUCUGUUAUCGUGCUGGCUGGUGAAAUGCUUGCGGUUGCGGAACAAUUUCUUCAACAGCAAAUUCAUCCGACUGUUAUAAUCCGUGCCUACAGGGAAGCCCUGGAAGAUAUGAUAAAAUUGUUGACGACCGAAGUUAGCAUUCCACUAGACAAGACCGACAAGGCAAAACUGGCGGAAGUUAUCAAGUCAUGUGUUGGCACAAAGUUUAUUGGACGUUGGUCGGAUCUAGCAGUGAAAAUUGCGCUGGAUGCAGUUGAAACUGUCAUGCUUACUGAAAACGGUCGAACGGAAAUUGACAUAAAAAAGUAUGCCAAAGUGGAAAAAAUUCCCGGUGGAUCCAUUGAUGAAUCUUGCGUCUUGAGGGGAGUCAUGUUGAACAAGGACGUCACUCAUCCCAAAAUGAGACGAUACAUCGAGAAACCACGUAUUGUGUUGUUGGAUUGUCCAUUGGAGUACAAGAAGGGCGAAAGUCAAACUAACGUGGAGAUAGUCGGCGAUCAAGAUUUCACCAAACUGCUGCAAAUCGAAGAAGAACACGUAGCAAAGGUCUGUGCCGAUAUUAUUGCCGUUAAACCGGAUGUGGUGUUUACAGAGAAAGGCGUUUCCGAUUUGGCUCAGCAUUUUCUGCUGAAGGCUGGAAUCACAGCAAUUCGUCGUUUGCGUAAAACGGAUAACAAUCGAAUUGCCCGAGCUUGUGGAGCCACGAUUGUCAAUCGCACAGAAGAACUGACAGAGAAAGACGUAGGAACUGGUGCUGGUCUUUUCGAAAUAAAAAAAUUAGGCGACGAGUACUUCUGUUUCGUUACGGAAUGUGAAGAUCCCAAAGCUUGCACUAUUCUGCUGCGUGGCGCUUCGAAAGAUAUCCUAUCUGAGACGGAGCGUAAUCUGCAGGAUGCACUGCAUGUGGCCCGUAACUUAAUGUUGGAACCGCGCUUGCUUCCCGGUGGUGGUGCAGUUGAAAUGGCCGUAUCGCAAGCGUUGACCAACAAGCAAAUACAAGGUCCCUAUCGUGCAGUGGCGCAAGCUUUGGAAAUUAUACCACGCACGCUGGCUCAAAACUGCGGAGCAAACACUAUUCGCACGUUGACGGCUUUACGAGCGAAGCAUGCUUCCCAUCCAGCGAAUUCCGGUCCGUGCACCUGGGGAAUUGAUGGUGAAUCUGGCGAAAUUGUAAACAUGAAGGAUAAGGGUAUCUGGGAACCACUUUCUGUAAAAUUGCAAGUCUACAAAACGGCAGUUGAGACAGCCAUUCUAUUGCUACGCAUUGACGAUAUCGUGUCCGGAUCGAAGAAAAAGAACAACGACGGUACUGGAGCAGCACCGGCGCAAGCCGCUCAAGGAAUGGAGUAGUUUUUUUUCGGUAGUCAAUAAGCUUCAAUUUAACACAUUCACUCGCACUUUUUUUACACAAUACAUAAUUCGCUAGUGCUAACCGGUAUGUUUUCCGUAUCUAUGUAACAACGAUUGCGUUUAGUUUUUUUUUUUUCAAGAAGGCGCCUCUGCAUAGCUCAAACGGUUGAUUUUCUUAGCCUGGUUCCAGUUAUGAACAACUUUUCCAACUGUUGCACCGUAAUUUAUCUGAAUUCGAUUUUUCUUCCCUUGUGUAAUCAAUAUAAGAUUCAAAUCACAUGCCUGUUUUCCGUUUAAGAAAAUGCAAUGUCGGAUCACCUCAGAGGUAGCGUUGUAAUGAAUAAAGAAACAAAAAAGGCUUCACAAUUCAA